AUGCAUUCCUCGUGGAUUGAUAUGAAACAUAGCCUUGAGGAUUUUGGUUUCCUGGCUUUGGACGUCUUCACCAACGGGAACAGGGAAGGCUUGAAACGAACCGUCCUCCUCCUCCUCACCUGCAGCUUCUCGAGCCUCCUCCUCGGCUCCCUGCUCCUCCUCUACCUCCUCUUCGUCCUGGACUACGAGCUGCUCGUGGCCGGAGGGAUCGCCGGCUGCUCAGGGGUCAUACUGACUGUUGCCCUCUUCCUGUCGAAGAGAGUGAGGUGCUUAGGGACUCUGUUUAUGAUAUCUAUCUUCAUGAAGAAGAGUCGAAACCUGCUUCUGACUGCUGGGACCAGUUUGGUGGUUCUGAAGAACAUCCGCAACACGGUGGAGAACCUCACGCGCCUCGUCAAGAGUAUGAUCUGCAAUCUGCAGGUGAAGAAGGCGGCCAUCAUGGCUCCUUUCAGUAACUAUGUGGCGAUGCUGAAGUGGAUUGGAAACAUGCUGAAAGGGGUCACAGACCUCGGAGUCUUAAACCUUGACUCCAAGCUCGAGGUUUCAUUUCGCCUGGAAUCAAAUAAUUUCAGCUGGAAACUCUCCGAAGCGGAGCAGAAAGUGAACGAGACGGUAAAAUACGUGCACGGCCUCGUGAACACGAUCUCCUCCGUGGUCGACAGGAUGUUCCCCGCCGUCAGCUUCCUGGUGCUCAUGAUGUUCAUCGGCCUGCACAUAAAAAGAUACUGCAAGGACAUGAAGUACCAAAACAGGUUCAUCAGCAGCAAGUUCGUCCAGUUUGAUGAGAAGCAAAAGGCUGAAGGGAAGCCCCAUGUCCUGCCCCUCACACCCAAGGAGGAGAAGCUGUACACCUCCAUCACCUCCGCCCGGCCCACCACCAGGGAGGGUAAAGCCAUGCUCAAGUUUGGGAUGCCAGUUCUGUCCCACUUUGUCACAUGGGUCAUCUUCAUAACCGUGGAUGCUCUGCUGUACUGUUUUGUUGACAUUGUGACGACAAGGCUUUCAGAGCUGAAGCCUUUCCAUGUCCCGCUGGUCAUGAGCAUCAAAGGAAUUGCAACGUUGAUUGGGAUCCCCUUUGUUGAGGAAAUUCAUCAGGAAAAUUUUUCCUACUCGGUGACCCUGUUUGAAAAGAAGUGUCUCCCCAAGCCCAAACUGAUGCUCUACAGCUCCAUAUUUCCACUGGCAGCCAUUCUUCUCAUCCUACUCUUCAUGGUUUUGAUGGCUUCUAAAGUCUCCCAGCUCAGGCUGAUAGUCUGUGAAGGAUUCUUUGCUUCAGCUGCUGAGGAGAGAGUCCAGUAUCUGCAUGGCAAAAUCCUGAGGGGCAGAUUCAAAAUGAGGAGAGAGAAGAGCGGUGGCAGCCUCCUCACACUCAUUUCUAAGCUGCAUUUCUGGUGCCCAUUGCUCUUCCACGACAAAGAGGAUCCACAAAGUGCAGUGUGA
Messenger RNA from Salarias fasciatus (jewelled blenny), 1440 nucleotides. It is a transcript of the gene dcstamp, whose product is annotated as dendrocyte expressed seven transmembrane protein. Lineage: Eukaryota; Metazoa; Chordata; Actinopteri; Blenniiformes; Blenniidae. Gene Ontology annotation, cellular component: membrane. The coding region runs from base 1 to 1440 and encodes 479 amino acids. The transcript is spliced from 3 exons. The record is from RefSeq and is a predicted model, not a curated record.